CAUUUUCUUCUCUCUCCCUCUCUUUUCCCCUAACUAAACUCAAACCAUUGCACUUUUCUUCUCUCUCGUGAGCAGAAAAACGCUUAUCCGCUCCCACCAUCACCACCACUUCCCUUUCUUCUUCUCUUUUCCUUCUAAAAUGGGAUGUUAAGUUCCUUCUCCUCUUCCUCUUCUUUAAGACUCCUCGUUACCCUCUGUGGCUCUGUCUCUCGCCACCACUUCCUGCUUCUUCUGCCUCCUAGUCCUAGGCUUUAUAGGCUAAAACAGCCCACGGAAAAAAAAGUUUACUAUUUUCUGACACGCCUUCUUGUAGCAUUAAUGCCUUCGUCCCCUCCAGUGCUUGUCUCUUCUUGUAUUGCCUACAAUUGCUACUUGCAAAGUUUUUAGCUUUACCAGUGUCUGUCUGCAAUAUCUUCACUUUGUUCACACCCCAGUACUUGGAUAAAUCAAUCCUGAGUUUUCUUCCAUGAACGAAGCUGAAAUGACGAUUCCUCACUUGUUCAGGUGCCCGAUCAGUCUAGACUUGUUUGAGGAUCCAGUGACCUUGUGCACGGGCCAAACCUACGAUAGAUCCAGCAUAGAAAGAUGGAUUGCUCAAGGUAAUCUCACUUGCCCUGUCACAAUGCAGAAGCUUCAUGAUCUAUCCAUCGUCCCCAAUCACACUCUUCGACAUUUGAUCGAUCAGUGGCUUCAAUUUUACCCUCAAUUUGACCACUUUGGUAACUCUCAAACCAUUGAUUCUCUUGCCUCUCUGAGACGCACCCUUCAGUCUCAGGAAUCCACCUUCCAGAACAAACUCCAAGCACUUGAAAAGAUCAGGCUCUUAUCUGAUGAGUAUUGCUCUUUCAAGAAAUCCUGCUUCCUCCAAUUGGGUUUCUUGCCUCUUCUCUUGGGACUAGUUUUCGGAGCUCAAACGUCCAAAGAGCAGCAUCACAUGGAGUUCUUAGACCUAGCUCUUUCUUGCAUUAUGAAGUUGUUACCCCUUGACAGUACCUCAGAGCCUCUAAAUAUGCUCAAAGAAGAAACUAAAUUAGAAUCGUAUCUUCUAUUAUUCGAAAAGGGCAGUCCCAAUAUUAAAACCAGCCUGUGUAAUCUGAUAGAUUCAGCGGCGGCAGCACAUUUAGAAGAGGUAUUGCUUAGACUCGGAAACUCCCAGAAACUACUCAAUGAAAUUGUUCAUCUUGCAGGCCAAAAUAACUGCGAGGCUUCCAGGGCUGCAAUUAAAGCCAUAUCAGCGUUAUGUUCCUUGCAAUCAAACAGAGAGAAUCUGGUAAUAGCAGGGGCAAUAGAUGGCAUCAUGAGGUACAUUUCAGGAUGUGAAACAAGAGAUAAGAACCUGGCUCCAUUGGGGAUGGAGAUAAUAGAGAAGCUUCUGGUAAUAGAGAGAGGCAAAGAAGCAUUGGCGAACAGUCCAGAUGGGAUUCAAACUUUGGUAAGGAUGGUGUUCAGAGUGAGUAAUCAAGAGUGUAGUGAGAAUGCUGUGGGGCUACUGAUAAUGGUGUGCAGAGAAAGCGGGCGAGCGAGAGAGGAAGCCAUUGAAGAAGGAAUUCUGACUCAGUUGCUUUUGCUUCUGCAGAGCCAAUGUAGUGCCAAGUCGAAGACGAAGGCAAGAACGCUUCUCAAAUUGUUAAGAUCCAAGUGGGCUGACAAAGUACCAAAACAGCCCUAAAUUUUUUUUGAAUAUAAAUCACAAUACAAGCUGUUCUUGUUCUAUAUUCGCUUGUUUCUUUUCACUUCAUGAUCUGUGAAUUAUCUUCAUCGCCCAAAAAUUUCCCAUGCAAUGAUAACAUCAAAAUUCAGUUUUCACCUCAUUAA
This is a messenger RNA of Neltuma alba, 1815 nucleotides long. RefSeq names its product U-box domain-containing protein 25-like. Gene Ontology annotation, biological process: protein ubiquitination. The transcript has a single exon. Lineage: Eukaryota; Viridiplantae; Streptophyta; Magnoliopsida; Fabales; Fabaceae. The coding region runs from base 467 to 1669 and encodes 400 amino acids. Gene Ontology annotation, molecular function: ubiquitin protein ligase activity. The record is from RefSeq and is a predicted model, not a curated record.